Pyricularia pennisetigena is the source of this 282-nucleotide messenger RNA. RefSeq lists its product as uncharacterized. The transcript has a single exon. Gene Ontology annotation, biological process: protein histidyl modification to diphthamide. The record is from RefSeq and is a predicted model, not a curated record. Gene Ontology annotation, molecular function: metal ion binding. NCBI's taxonomy places the organism in Eukaryota, Fungi, Ascomycota, Sordariomycetes, Magnaporthales, Pyriculariaceae. The coding region runs from base 1 to 282 and encodes 93 amino acids.
AUGGCUGACGACGAAGAAAUCUCCGUCUACGACGAGGUCGAGAUUGAGGACAUGACGUACGACGAGACGCUCCAGAUCUACCACUACCCGUGCCCCUGCGGCGACCGCUUCGAGAUCGCCCUGGCCGACCUGCAGGAUAGCGAGACCGACAUCGCCGUCUGCCCGAGCUGCAGCCUUAUGAUCCGCGUCAUCUACGAGGUCGAGAACCUGCACAAGUCGGAGCCUGAGCCCGAGCCUGAAAAGGAUAAGGAGACGCCCGCCCAGGUCGCCAUCGCUGCCUGA